This is a messenger RNA of Protopolystoma xenopodis, 198 nucleotides long. NCBI's taxonomy places the organism in Eukaryota, Metazoa, Platyhelminthes, Monogenea, Polystomatidea, Polystomatidae. The record is from the annotation of a GenBank genome assembly.
AUUGACGACGAAGGUCGUUACACCUGCGUGGCUCGAAACGUAGUCGGGAAGGCUACGGCUGAUGUUGAUUUCGAUGUACAAACUAAGCCACGCUUCCUCGAUAAGGAUAAAGAGAACACCAUUGACUUGGUUCAGGGCGAAACGUUGAUCCUGGAAUGCCGCGUUGAAGGGGAUCCCAGACCACAACUAAAGAAGUAA